Dinoponera quadriceps is the source of this 4298-nucleotide messenger RNA. RefSeq lists its product as uncharacterized. The record is from RefSeq and is a predicted model, not a curated record. NCBI's taxonomy places the organism in Eukaryota, Metazoa, Arthropoda, Insecta, Hymenoptera, Formicidae. The transcript is spliced from 3 exons. Bases 359 to 3616 code for a protein of 1085 amino acids.
AUAUGUCGGGAGCGUGAUUGAAAAGCGGGCGGUUGCUUGCGUAAGCUGUGAGAGAGAGAGAAAAGCGUCAGAUCGCGCGCGAGAUGAGAGGAAGCGGGAGUCGCGCGCGGUUCUCAGGGCGGCGGCACCAUAUCGUCGUCGGUCCCGCACUUAUAAUUAAUUUCAAUCUCAUCGAUACCCAGCAGCCCAUACAAAUACACCGGCACACACGUACCGGGUCGUACGUUCUCUCAUCCACGUGUACGUCGUAAAUGCGUGCGGGUGCGCUUAUAUAAGCUACACGACGGCUUGAUCGGUUUUCAUUGUUGUCGCAGCGAACUGCAUCGUCUUGACGCGUGAAUUACGGCGUGAAUUGACAAUGUCGUCCCUGUUUGUGACGUGGGGCGUCGGGUGCACUUUGACCCUGUUGCUCGUGUUAUCUGCGCAGGCGAUCAACUACGAGGUCUUGAAGCGCGACGACCGAAUAAAAACGACGAGCGACACGAUGGUGUUGGGCAGCCGCGACCUCCUCGAGCGUCUGAACCAUGUCGAGCCGAAGGCGAACUACAGUCUGCAGGAGGUCACGGAGCAACUGUUGCACUACGGCGCGCUGUUGCGAGCGCACAUCUUGGACACCUUCGGCAACCUACUCUACAUCUACUACGACGACUUCAGCGUGCAGGAGGUCGAGGCGUUGCGCAGGGUGUACCGGGAUACCUUCGAGCGACGCUACAACAUAUUACACCUGGUGAGGAAGAUGCUGAGGAACCCCGAAGAUCUGAGACCGUCGAGGAUCUGUGCCGAGAUCUACGCCUUGGCGGAACCUUGCCUGAAGAGCAGCGCCAAUGUGUGCCGUGGCAUCAGGAAACGACACGACCUGUCGUACCCCGACGAUCUCAUCGUGCACGCCUCGAACACCACGUAUUUGAUGUAUCGCUCGUCCAAAAUAUCGAGACAUUACUCCGAGGGAUUAUCUUUGCCGGCGUUGCUGAAGCUCCUGCACCGGGGAGUCCUGUCGAUCACGCCCGGUCUGUUGUCCGGACUUCUCUACCACGUGAAUUACGACGAUUACGACGGAGACGUGCUCCUCGCCGAACAGCAGCUCAUACUCUACCUCAACGAUGUCGCGCGCAACACCAGACGCAGUUUCCACGGCAUCCUGAAGUUGAUGUCGCCAAGGGAGCUGAGGAAGUACCACAGUAUCGCGUCUUUCCUGAAGAGUUACAUCGACAUCCACGUGGAGAGAUUCGGCAGCGAGAAACUGAAGAUGCACGCGCUUCUCAUCGUCAAGCACCUGGUCGACGUCGGCACGAUCGACGAGAACAUCUACCUGCUCGGCAACAUCUACGAGAACGACACGAUUCACGUCCGGUAUCUCUUCAACCUGGUGUUGCCCGACGACGUGCUGCACGACGAUGUGAUCGACGCCAAGAGGUACCUGGUGGACAAGUUGAACGAGCUCGACAUGGUCGAGAAAUAUCUCAAGGUGUCGAAAUACCAGCAGGCCACGCCCGCUCAACUGUUGAUGGAGAUCACCUGGCAGCUGCAGAACAUCGGCUUCGUUGAGGACAUCGCGACGGCUCUUCGGAUAUAUGCGAGAUUCUGGCGCAGGAGCUACAUGGUCGAGAGUCUGAAUGAGCUGCUCAGGCUGUUCGACGCGUACGAGAACCUGCGGCGAGUGCCACACUACCGGGACAUGAUGAAGAACCUCGAUCAGAUCAAGCAGAGUCUGUCCGAUAUACAGGAGGUCCGAAUCGAGAUCCUCUGUAGCGCGCCGCGAGCUUGCCUACGGAACGGUCUGCGGAUGCUGUUGGACUGCAAACUCGUGAGCCCCGAGAUCAAGCGGCUCAUUGAGGAUCUCAUUAAGCAAUUAUCACCCAAAGGCGCUCCGUUGGACGUCGAAUGCCUGAUUCCCAUGAACAUGUUAAAGAAGGUCCACAAGACGAACAUCCAGAGCGUUGACGUGCCGAAGACUAGUCUCUCAGAAGAGAUGAUGAUAAUGGUAGGGAGUCCCGAGGUUUUCUCGGGAAUUUCGGAAGUGUACGACGGAUCCGAGAUAGAAACGAAGGAGGUCGAGACGAAGGAGAUGGAAACGACGACGACGACGAUGAAUCGACGUAGCACAGCGGAAGAAGAAAAUAAUUUGGGCGAAGUAACAACGGUGAGUUUGGAAACGUACAGAUCCGAAGAGAACGCGAAAUCCGGCGAAGUUCCAGAUAAAACCACGGUCUCGGAGGAAACCGAGUCGUCUCUGCAAGAGAGCGUGGAAUUUUCGAGCAUGACCGAAAACACGGUGUACGAGACGACUGAACCUAUCUUGACUACGACGACGACGAUAGAUGACAAGUCGGAGUCUCGUCAAGAAGAGACAACCAUAGCUGCGACUACCACGUCAGCCACGACCAUAGAUGACGAAGAAGUGCCGAACAUCGACAUGGUAAUAGAAUCGAAGUCGAUGGACACGACGAUGAGCGACACUCCUGAUGAAAACUCAGACACGGACGCCACCCCGACAAGCCCGACGCCUAUCGCCUCGAAGAAGUCUUGCGAGUCUGACGAGUGCAAUAAUGAACGAAGCUUGGAGGAAACCAGCGAGCAGGAGGAUACGUCGACUACCUUGCUGUCGAUGGAGAAUAGGACUACAGCGAUGACGACGCCGACGACGCAAGGUUUGCUCUCCAAGACCGCGAAGGGGGCUCGAACAGUAUUAUUUGAAUCUUCGUCGAGUCAGGAGGUCUCGAGGGAGACAACGCCGGCGAUGAGCGAAACGCUAAUCACUGAAGGCGAGAAGUGCAUGGAGCCGCCCUGCUCGGAGGAGUGCGCCGAGAGUGCCGAGUCAUCGAAGUGUCGCACCGGAGGCAGCUCAGACUGCGGCUCCUUGAUAGAGAACUGCGACGGCGGCGAGAACAGCGGUCCCGAGGACACCAAAUCCGAGAGGCUGAAGAACCGCACUGCUGAGUGCCGCGCCAAGAUCAUCUGCAAGAAAGAACCCUCCCCGACAGGAUGCGAUAAGCCGAAGAACCAGGAGAGCGACGAGAGAUGCGGGAAGAUAUGCGCUUCGCGCGAAGAGGCGUCCUCGUGCGAGGACGACGACUGCUCGGCCGUCGGGCUGCCGACGAUGAAUCUAAAGUUCGAACGCGCAUGGAAUCGGAGUAUGUGCGAGAUCCAAGAUGUUCAUCAUCGUCGGCAGAUGAUGCGCUUGGCGAGGAUGCGGGCGAUCAGCGCCGCGACAUCGCGCCAGGACGACGAGUCGGUGAGGAAGAGAUUGCCGCGACGUCGGGAUCGGAUCGCGACCAAGAAGAAGCUGUAUCAACUGCUGGAGGGCAAACUGCCUCGCAACGAGAACGAGAAGACAAAGUCAGCGAGGUACUCGUUGCUCGCGGGAAACUCGGGCGCGAUGAUAAAGAUGAAGUUCGAGGAGGACAGUCGGAAGAAACGCACGAUCGGCCUUAGACAACGGGACAUGCUGCGGGGGAUGUUGGAGAGGAAGCGCGGGAAAUCGAGCGCUACGAGGCAUGUGUAUCGUCGAUCGGGCAGAAUAUCGGCCCGCCAGAGUGGUCAGACGGAGAGGAUACCUAGGAGAGGCGCGAGACCAAUCCGUGACGGCACGAUGGCACAUCGGGAUCUGUCGAUGUAAAAUUACACGGUCGUUAGCGUAUUAUUUCGUUUUACCGCGCGAUUGUUACUCGUCAUACUUGCCAUACGGCGCGUAAUCCAUCAAUUUGCCCGUCCGGCUUAUCGGGCUCGGAAGCGCUCGGAAUCGAGGAAGCUAACGAAGUUCGUUGCCGGCCAGCUAAUUAUGUUUGUGACAAGAGCGUUCGUCAAAUUCGAUUAAAUGAUUACGCUGGAGAUCGGGAGAUAUUAAUAGUCGUCUAUAUUUGACUCGCCGCUAUCGCGAGGGAGUUGCGCUCCCGCGUUAUAAAUUAUUCUUUCGGCGCGCGAUUAAAGGCCGCCUGCGUCCGCGCGAUUAAUUUACGUUACGUUAAUGAGCUUUUUAUCGAGCGGCGAUUUAUGGUAAGCCUGCCGGCCGUGGCGUUCCCGAAUUCGAUUCUAGCCUUAUCAUUAGAGAUCCCACCGAGUUUCCCUCGCAGAUGUCUGGUCUCGUUGAAAAUGCCCGAGUAGAAAUGUAUCUAGUCGGCUUCAGUCAAAAGCUAAUAGCUAUCUGGUACAAGCUACGCGGCAAAAAAUUUCGUGUUAAACUCAAUACGUUUCACACGUACCAAACGAUCCGCUCAAAUUUUUCUGUUAACUCAACGUAAGAUGAAUAUGUUAAAAAGUAACACAAAUAUCAUGUCCAAAAUUAACUCCGAAUUAAUACA